Sphenostylis stenocarpa is the source of this 1092-nucleotide messenger RNA. The record is from the annotation of a GenBank genome assembly. NCBI's taxonomy places the organism in Eukaryota, Viridiplantae, Streptophyta, Magnoliopsida, Fabales, Fabaceae.
AUGUCAACUGUCUUCUCUGCAAUUGGAACCCUUUCCCCUCGAUUUUCUACCUCACCACGCUCGUUGUCUUCUCCACUUAAAUUUUCUCAUAUUUACCCUUUGAAGUUUCAUCGAAAUGGUUCGUAUCCAUUUCUCUCCAAAUCGAGGACGCAGCCCCUCAUUACCAACUCUUUACUAUCUGAAAAGUUUCCCAAGGUGGGUGCCCGAUCAACGGGGCCCAUUCCACCAUCUCAGCUAAUUGAAGUGGUUAAAACUGCUGCACAGACUGGUGCUCAGGUUGUGAUGGAAGCUGUUAGUAAGCCUCGGAAUAUUACAUAUAAAGGAUCAACUGACUUGGUGACUGAGACUGAUAAAAUGAGUGAAGCUGCUAUAUUAGAAGUGGUGAAAAAGAAUUUUGAAGAUCAUCUUAUUCUUGGGGAAGAAGGAGGAAUUAUAGGAGAUGCAACAUCUGAUUAUCUAUGGUGCAUUGAUCCUUUAGAUGGAACCACAAAUUUCGCACAUGGUUAUCCCAGCUUUGCUGUUUCUGUUGGAGUUUUAUAUCGAGGGAAUCCUGCUGCUGCUGCAGUGGUUGAGUUUGUUGGAGGUCCAAUGUGUUGGAAUACUCGCCUGUUCUCUGCAACUGCAGGUGGUGGAGCAUUCUGUAAUGGCCAAAGGAUUCAAGUGAGUGCAACUAAUCAGGUGGAACAAUCUCUUCUAGUGACAGGCUUUGGGUAUGAUCAUGAUGAUGCAUGGGCUACUAACAUCGACCUAUUCAAAGAAUUUACGGAUGUCAGCAGGGGUGUAAGGCGGCUAGGUGCAGCUGCCGUGGACAUGUGUCAUGUAGCAUUGGGAAUUGUUGAAGCAUAUUGGGAAUAUCGUCUAAAGCCAUGGGAUAUGGCUGCUGGUGUUUUGAUGGUUGAGGAAGCUGGUGGCGCAGUUUCCCGGAUGGAUGGAGGAAAAUUUUGUGUUUUUGAUAGAUCUGUUUUGGUUUCAAAUGGCGUGCUCCAUGCAAAGCUUCUGGACAGAAUUGGACCUGCAACAGAGAAAUUAAAAAGCAAGGGAAUUGAUUUCUCAUUAUGGUAUAAACCGGAGAACUACAGGGCAGACGUUUAA